Cyprinus carpio (common carp) is the source of this 3001-nucleotide messenger RNA. Its product is annotated as alpha-endosulfine-like. Gene Ontology annotation, cellular component: cytoplasm. NCBI's taxonomy places the organism in Eukaryota, Metazoa, Chordata, Actinopteri, Cypriniformes, Cyprinidae. The record is from RefSeq and is a predicted model, not a curated record. Gene Ontology annotation, molecular function: protein phosphatase inhibitor activity.
CAGCGAACGCCAUUUUGAUACUGAACACCGUGGGUGGAUCAGAUCGGGCACGAAUAGACGGCUAAAUUUACACUCAAACACGCUGAUUAACCAGUCAGCAAACGCCGAAUAGCAAUGUCAUCAGAUAACCAGGACACGGAGACGCAGUCGGAGCAGAUGGACGAGACUCAGGAAUCCCAGGACACAAACUCAAACCCAGUGCGGACAGAGGAGGCCAAAUUGAAAGCAAAGUAUCCCAAUUUGGGCCAAAAGCCAGGUGGCUCCGACUUCCUGAUGAAGAGACUGCAGAAAGGGCAAAAGUAUUUUGACUCAGGAGAUUACAACAUGGCUAAGGCAAAGAUGAAGAACAAACAGUUACCUGCUGCAGCUGGUCCAGACAAGAACAUCGUCACCGGGGAUCACAUUCCAACUCCACAAGACCUUCCGCAGAGAAAGUCCUCAUUGGUUACAAGCAAACUGGCUGGCUAACGUCAGUCAUAGGUUUUGAAUAAACCCUCUUACCAAACUUCCAAAACCUCCCCAGCCCCGCCAGACCAGCUUCAUCAGGACUGGUUAUCAAUUUAUUUUGUUUUGUUUCUUUUAAUUUGGGUGUAGAGUCUUGCUGUUUUUUUUUUUCAUUUCACUUCAGUAGGUCUAAACAUCCCAGCUCUGUUAACCUCUUCAGUGUCCCCCAUAGAGUAGGGAUAAACUAAACCCUUGGUACUCCAGGCCCUGGUGGAGCAUGAUGCACUUUACUCUGUGUACCCUGUACAUUAGUGAUAUUAUGAACAAACACCUGAAGACUUCAUAAAAUGCUAUUCAAAAGAUGCUUUUAAGAAGUUUAAAAGGCAUUGUUUUCUAUAUAGACAAUACUUGACAGCCAUUGGCCCCAGAUUACAUUGGCAGCCCUCUUAUCAUUCAUAAUGACAAAUUAAUGAAUGUUUUAUAAGAAUUUCUUUUAAAAAAAAAAGUUAGUGACCAGAAUAGUCAGAUCAAUUUUGGUAAAGAGUGCCUGGUAGCUGUGUAGCCUUCAUCCACACUUCUACCUCUCACUCUCUAAAUAUGGCUCAGUUGAACCAACAGCUGCUUACGACUGGAUUGUUUUACUAUUCUCAGGCUUCACCUUCAAUGGUAGGAUCUGAGCAAGCGGUUCCAAUCUUGCUGAUUAGAUUAUUGUAAUCGCAGCUUUUGGGUGUAAACCGAGAAUGUUUUAAUUCACUGAUAAUAGCCAAGAGCAGAAAUGGUCUUUGAAUGUGGCAUGAGAAUGAAAGGGGCUUAAGAAAAUGAAAUCGUCAUUGCACAAAGAAUGCUUUAAAAGAUAAAGUAUGUUCAUAGAAAGUGGUGGCUAUAUGUGUUAUAUCUGGAGUCAUUCAGCUUUUUUGUACACUAACAGCAGUGUAUGCAUUAAUGGGAUUAAUGUGCAAUUUAUUUUGUGUUAUCCAACACGUAAUGUGAUGCACAUGACCCUUUUGUUCAUCUGAGAUAAUGAUGACGCAAUCAUCUUGUCUGUCUUAACGAAAUGAGUCGAUUUGGUCUGAGGAAUGAGGUGCGGAAGGAAAUUUGCAGAAUUGAGCAGCACCUUUGGUUCAAUAUUUGUCAAAUAUUUCAGACCUAAAUAGAAAAAUUCUCUACUUAAACUUGAACAAAGUUACAUGUUUAAACAUUAUAAAAAAGUAUUCGAAAAUAUUACCCAUAGAUUUCUUUGACAUGCAGCUUAUUUUCAGGUUUCAAACCAACAUCAGACAUACAAAUGACUUUGGGGAAUAUUAUAUCCUGUGGCCCUUUUUUCCUCUGUGGUCUUUAAAAAGAUACUUUUUUCCUCAUCAUUUAGCAAAAUGUCCUUCUUCAGAGGGCAUGAAUCCAGCUGCGGCAUCUUUGUACACUCCUUACAGAGUCCAAGUAUGAGGAUAGAUACCUUUACAGAGCAAAUCUAGACUGAACCUAGGCAGUCAAUCCAGGUGUCUAAAUCAGGAUUUGCAUAGUCUAAUCAAGUUGUCCCUUCUAAAACCACAUACUACAUGUGACCUGAAGAUUUAAAAGAAACUGUUAAGCCAUGUGAAGUUAAUAAAAACAUGUAUAUUAAUGCAUGUUAUUCUUGGGGGAAAAAACAACAACAAAUUAUUGUACUAUAAUUAAAUUAUUGUACUAUCACUAUGUAAGUCUCACUAAAAGGUGAAUUACUUCUAAGGGAUUGAAUGUGUUUUUUCAUGUAUGCUUGAGGUGCUGGUGGCAGUUGGCAAUACAUCAGGGAAAUAUGAUGGUCUUGCACUUAGUAUUUGUCACUUGAUGGUAUGUGUGGAUGUACAAUGUUUCCUUUGAGGAAUGCGUUAUUGCACAAUGCUAGGAGAUAAUCUUAUUUUGUGCUGCAGCCAAAUUGUAAAUAGUCAAACUGCGCAUCCGGUGUCAUAUUUGUGCAUUUUGUCUCACAUUAUCAGUCUCAGUUGUCUUUCCAAAAUUCACUAAGUUUGUGGUUUGUCUUUUAUUUGUUAAUAUUGUGUGUCUGAAUCUCUCUCUGCUUUUUGAUGCAACAUGUUGACAAGAAUAUCAUCAGUUCUAUUGUGAGAAAUGUAAAUAUGGAGGUUAAGGACGCUUCUGUUGUAAUUAAAGAAAGCUUUUUAAUCAGAUGGAUUAAAUUCAGACAGUUCUGGACUGAAAACCUUCCACUAUACUGCAAUGUAAUAUCCGUGGAUAUUCAACUACAUAUUAACUAUAAAUCUACAACUUAAGGCACUCUCUAUUAGACACACAAAGAUGUAUUCUUUGCCUGCUUUAUGAAGCUUUUAGUGUUUAAUUAUUUUAUUUUAUUUUUGUGCCCCAUUUAUAUAUUCUUUAUUGUUCCAGAUGUUUUGCUUGAAUUACUUUGUGUUUAAAAGUGGAUUUCCAGAAGUUUCCAGAGUCAUCUGGUCUCUCACAAUUAAAUUUACAUGGAAGGAUGGUGAAUCAAGAAGUAAAGAUACAUGUUUAAAGUGAAUACUGGAGCUAUGUCUGAAAUUCAAAUAAAGUUUUACAUUAAUAGCAAAAA